This is a messenger RNA of Macrosteles quadrilineatus (aster leafhopper), 1703 nucleotides long. RefSeq names its product UPF0489 protein C5orf22 homolog (gene MESR6). NCBI's taxonomy places the organism in Eukaryota, Metazoa, Arthropoda, Insecta, Hemiptera, Cicadellidae. The transcript is spliced from 2 exons. The record is from RefSeq and is a predicted model, not a curated record. The coding region runs from base 215 to 1372 and encodes 385 amino acids.
UUUACUUGUGUCAUGUCUAUUCCUUUAAACCUUUUGACAUUAUUGUAUGAUUUCUAGUUAUGUCUUGAUCUGAAUAUCGUUUACACACUUUGAUAGCCCAAUUGCUCAAAAGAUUGGCUAUUAUAUAGUUAAUUUUACCUUUGAGUGUAAUUGUGUGAUUGUGAUUUAGACCUUCUAGGCCUAUAACAAUCUUAGACUUAACAGUUUUUACACAAUGAGUAAGAGACAGUUUGAUGAUGCAUGUAGUUACAGUCUAAAACGUUUUAAGGAAAUCCCGAUUUUUGUUGUGGAGAAUCACAAUGAUGUUUUGCCUUUUAUUUAUAGGUGUAUUGGAUCAAAACAUUUACCAUUCAUUGGCAAUACAAUUUUGCAUUUUGACUCUCACCCUGACAUGUUAAUACCACAAGGUUUACAAGCGAAUGUAGUCUUCGAUAAACAAGAGUUAUUUGAUAGUUUGAGCAUUGAAAACUGGAUUUUACCUUCCGCUUUUGCCGGCCAUCUGAGUAAAAUUUUGUGGAUUAAACCUCCAUGGGCUGAUCAAAUUGUCGAUGGAAAUCACAAUUUUAAAAUUGGAAAAGCAGAAAAUGGUGAAAUCAUGGUAGAUAGCAUGGAAAACUACUUUUUAAGUGAUUGCUUAUAUUGCUCUGAAGAUGAUCUGUUAGAUUCAAGAGAUGUUGUGUUUGAAGUUACGACACUUGGAGCUUAUGAAAAUGAUGAUCUCAAAAGUUCCUCAGAGUUGACUAGAGUAAAGGAUAUUGUGACGAAGCUCGUAAAUGAUGGAGAUCCCUAUAUUUUAGAUAUAGAUCUUGACUACUUUAGUACAAGAAAUCCUUUUAAUCAACUUUAUAAAAAUGCUAAUCUCUACAAUGAGUUGAAAACUAUUUACAAUUUUUCACUACCGAAGGAAAAAAGUGCAAAAAGUUUAAAAGCCGCUCUAACUCACAGAAGAUCUCAAAUUGACCAGUUGGCUUGGGCUUGGUCAUACAUUGAGAAAAAUGGCAAUUUGGAUGGUUUUUCAGGAAAUUUGGUUCCCAUUUCAAAGAUUGAGCAGUUGGCAACUAAAGUGAAAAGCCUGUACAAUGAUAUCGAUUGGAUGAUGAUCCACGAAGCAGGAUGCACAUGUGAUGAGUCAGGCUUGCCUGAACAUGUAUCUUCUAAAACUGAAAUAAUGGACAUGAUUGAAACAUGUUUUACAAGAUUUAUUAAGGACCUCCCCAGUGCGCCAACCAUUAUUACUAUCUCUCGAUCCAGUGAAGAUGAUUACUGUCCACCAGAGGAUGUUGAUUGGAUUCAAAAUGAAGUUUUAGAAGUCCUUACAAAGCAUUUUAAUACUACAAAUGUAACUCUGCAAUAUGAAUGUGACGACAACUAAUUUAGGCUAAAUAAAUUAGCUCGUUAUUUCUCAGAAAACAAAUCAAUAUAGGCCUUCCUAGCCUAUAUGGAAUCCAAAUUGAAUCCUUACAAUCACAGAUUGUCAAGAUAGUAAGCAGAUAACUCCCAGGGGCUUGUGAAGAUGAUUUAAAAAGUCUUCUUUUGAGCUUCUCUACCAAAAUUAAUCAUGACACUCUGCAGUUUUGAGUAAGUCAUUCUAAGUGAAUUGUUGUAGAACAGAUUGUUCCCACUUGUUGAAAUAGUCUUUUUAAGUUUGAGAGGAAUGUUAACAAAUAAUAAGGUUUAGGGCAAUAAAACCUUUUCUGCUGUGA